AACAAUUAGACAAUUUAAAUAAUUAAGUGAUAUUGAACUUUUUGAAAAAUUAUAAAAGAUAUCUCAUCCAUCUCAUCCACCAUUUAGGUGUUGAUUUAAAUGGUGGAGGCGCUUUCGUUGUAAGCUAUCAAAACAGUCUAAUAUCUUGACAAUAUUCGAGAAUAUUGUGAAAAAAAUAUUUUGGGUGACAGAUAAUCGAAGACAGGUCUACAGUUGGGAUGGUGCAACCCAAAAAUAGGUAGAUGCUAGAUGUCACGUGGUCUAUAAUGGGCCAGAAGGGGAGGUUUGUGAAAAUCUGACCCCUUUUCAAGAAAUUGUAGAUUGAUCGCAGUUCGGCUUCGUAGGGGAAUGAGUAAUCACGCAACAGCGCAAACUGUGAUUUCAUUCGUGAAUUGUGUAGUCGGCAUCCAACUUUCCCUUAAGUCCUACACCGUCAUAUUUCCAUCAUGCUACCCACGAUCUGUCUGUUUUUCGCCCUUCGUUCUUCGGCCUUUGUUUUUAGCGCGAGAUCUGACCGUCUUCCAGUGAUCCACAUUCAAGACCAGGGGGACAUAAAGGGUGUCGAAAUUUCGAGGAAUCGCGUGCAGAAGAUCAUAGCCUACUACGGCAUCCCGUAUGCUCAUCCUCCUUUGGAGCACCUGCGGUUUGCACCCCCGAUGACUGACCCUAUGCCUUCUUGGGAGGGUGUGAGGAACUUGACCACCUACAUGCCGUCUUGUCUGCAGAAUCCUGAAGAUUUCCGAGAUGAAGAUCUUCCGUUCUUCAAGCUGAUUGCCAACACCACGGACAUGGAUCUCAAUGAGGACUGCUUGUAUCUUAACGUUUUUGUGCCUACUGGAAAUGUACCCAGUUCAGGAUUCGCCACCAUCAUUUGGUUGCAUCCAGGUCACUUCACCACUGGAAGUCCAGCCUUCUGGAACCCACACACUUUGGUAUAUAGACAAAGAGUAAUCGUUGUGACUGUUGCCUUCCGAAUCAAUAUAUUUGGCUUCCUGACAACGAUGGAUGGAGAAGCACCAGGCAACUUCGGGCUGAUGGACCAACAAGCUGCAAUGACUUGGGUCAAGAACAACAUCGAUAAAUUUUCAGGCAACCCAAACAAUAUCUGCCUAAUGGGCUAUGGUACCGGAGGUACAAGCAUCGGCAUCCACAUGAUCAACCCUGAAUCAAAAGAACUCUUCCACAAAGCUAUCAUAAUGAGCGCCAAUGUAUUGAGUUCGAGUGAAAUCAAGAGGCCAAUUGAGGAGAAAGAAUACCUGGACAACAUAGCGCAUACUUUCGGCUGCUUAAGAACCCCAACAUCUCAGUUAAUCGACUGUUUGAGAAGAGCGGAAGGCAAAGACUUGAUCCAGUUCACCUCUAACACCAAUUGGAAACCUGUUAUAGAUGCUGGGUUGAGCAAUAAGUCUUCUGGGUUCAUACCGGAAUCUCCUAACGCAUAUUUUGAAAGAGGUGAAUUCCAUCAGGUACCAAUAUUAACCGGCUACACCCAUAUGGAGAAAGUACUUGGAGUGAAGGGAUUAGACCAAAUCAAAUCGAUGAACGAAAAUGCUACUGUUGACUUCUUGAACGCUUUACUCAAAGAAGUCAUAACCUCCGAUACUGUUUUCCCUAAUAUAUCAGAUCCCAACUGUGCCUCCAACAACACCGAACACAUCACAGACGCUAUUUCUUUCUUUUACGGGUCUUCCAACCCCACACCAAGUUCUAGAGAACUGAGGAAGAUCAUAGCUGAUUUCACGACUGAAAAAAAUUUUGCAGCUUCAACUUUUCUUCUCGCAACGUAUUCCAGCAAGUUCCAACCUACUUUCAUGUAUAGAUUUGAUAUGAAGCCAGUUACUCCUUGGGCUGUAGAUCAGCUACCUGAGUGGGUGACUGUACCUCACCUAUUCGACCUCUUGUACCUCUGGGGAGUACCUUAUUGGGCUUCUCUAGACGAAACCCAGUGGGAAUAUUCAGAUAAAAGAAUAUCAGAUACUAUAAUGUCCUUAUGGACCACUUUUGCGAAAUCGUCUGAUCCUUCAGUGGAGAGUAUCUAUCGAAUAUCUUGGGAACCUUUUAAACCAGACAAGCCAGGUGUUCUAAUAGUAAAUGGCACGUUCGAUAUGAGUAACACCAAGAACUUCAACUACAAAGCCUUCGAGUUCUGGAAUGAUUACUAUCCCAAAGUUGUGAAAAUGGCUUCUCAAUGUUGCUCUUAUACAGAUUCAUCAACGAAAGUCAAUUUUUCAAGGCACUUAUUUCUGUUAGCAAUACUUGUACAAUUCCUAUUUUAUAUAUUUCUCUGAAUUUUCAUCUAGAAAAUUUAUUGAAAAGUGUAAAUCUACAAAUUAUUAUAGCUUAUGUUUCACAUAUAUUUCUUCUAGUUAGAUCCAAUGGAAUAUAUUGUUAUAUUUUUACUCGAUCCAAGUUGAUAUACAUUUAACCUUUGAGCCUUUGAAUAAUUGUCAAACAGAUGAUGGAAAUUGUUGAAAUCUUCAAAGACGUUUUUUGUUAGAAAUGAGACGAUAACUAAAUAGGUACAUAUCAGAAAACUCAUAUCUCUUACAUUUGGAUACGUUAUCUUUCUAUAACUAGAUAAAAUUUGUACAUAAAUAUCUAUUAUUUUUAAGUCUAAUAGAGCUGUAAUAUUGAUAUAAAGGGAAUUAGAUAUUUUCAAUAUACGUUUAUACUAUUGAUAAUAAUAAUUAAUAAUGUCUGAUAUAUUGAUAUUAUAUUCAACAAGGAAAAUUACAUUACAGUUAUUACCUAAAUGAUUGUUCCUUUCG
Messenger RNA from Harmonia axyridis, 2768 nucleotides. RefSeq names its product carboxylesterase 1C. Lineage: Eukaryota; Metazoa; Arthropoda; Insecta; Coleoptera; Coccinellidae. Gene Ontology annotation, molecular function: signaling receptor activity; neurexin family protein binding. Gene Ontology annotation, biological process: modulation of chemical synaptic transmission; presynaptic membrane assembly; chemical synaptic transmission. Bases 447 to 2288 code for a protein of 613 amino acids. Gene Ontology annotation, cellular component: cell surface; synapse; postsynaptic membrane. The transcript is spliced from 3 exons. The record is from RefSeq and is a predicted model, not a curated record.